This is a messenger RNA of Owenia fusiformis, 3696 nucleotides long. The record is from the annotation of a GenBank genome assembly. Lineage: Eukaryota; Metazoa; Annelida; Polychaeta; Sabellida; Oweniidae.
GGUAAACACCAUGGCGGAACCACAUAAGGGUGGGUCGUUUUCUAAAGGGAUUGCCAAACGAUUUGUAAGAACUAAGGAGAAGGUCCUACAGAAUCUAGGCAAAGCAGACAGAACUACAGAUGAUGUGUUUGAUGAAAAUGUUACAAACUUCAACAGACAACAGGCCUCAGCGCAAAGACUUCAAAAGGAGUUGAAAACAUAUUUAGUUUGUGUCAAAGAGAUGGCUGCUGCGAGUAAAAGUUUAUACAGCACGAUUCAGGACAUAUAUGAGCCAGAAUGGGUAGAACAUGGGUCAUUCGAAAAACAUAUAGAAUCUCAAGACUUGAUCUGGACUGAUUAUUUAAAUAGUUUGACUGACUCAGUACAGGGACCUCUCGCAACAUAUAUAUCACAGUACCCAGAAUAUAAAUCAAAAAUAUCAAAACGGGGCCGGAAGCUAGUUGACUACGACAGUGCAAGACAUAAUUUAGACUCUCUGAAAAAUGCAAAGAAAAGAGAUGAAACAAAAAUAAUGAAGGCUCAAGAAGAACUGGCAUCAACUAAAAAAGUUUAUGAAGAUUUAAACUAUCACCUCCACGAUGAACUUCCCGACCUUUAUGACAACCGAAUUUCAUUUUACACGGGUCAUUUUGAAACUUUAUUCACGAUCGAAGAAAAAUUCCACAGAGAGUCCGGAAAGACUCGAGAUGCGUUAAAUGAUGCAAUUAAAACCUUAGCAGUAGAAAAUGAUAAAGGAACUUAUAAAACUAAAAAAUUACCACAAUUUAGUAGAAAAAGUGGAGAUUAUAACAAUGGUUCAACUUCACCCUCAUCCUUACCUACUACCCCCGUUGAUAGCCGACCUGACAUUGCUGACACCUUCAACGUCAAUCUGGGUGACAUUAACGGUGAAUCUAGGGACGAUUCAUCUCCAACCCCUGCACCUAGACCCUCUUUACAUGAGAGCGAGGAGGUUGACUUGGAGACCCCUAGUAAGGAACAAAAAGAGGAGGCCCCUUCUCAACGGUACAAAAAUGGUUUAUACGACCCAGUUGCUGAUCCAGGUCCCAGCAGUCACAUGAAUGGUCCAUCUAGCGAGGACUCAGCAGCUGUUACCAUGGAGACAAGUCGAUCUGAUAGCAUCCCAUUAUCUCCUCAAAGUGAACCCCAGGGGGAGGAAGCGAGCAGGGAGGAAGAGCAUGAUCGACCAUAUGAACCUGUUGAUCUAGGAGCACAGUUGCAAGAGGACAGAUCUGAUAGAUCAUCCCCGGAAGUUUCCGUCACUCACACAAACACAGAGGUCAAGGUCACUCCAAACAACAAUGUGCAUAAGAAUAGUGACAAGGACAACAAUGCUUACUCCCUAGCAACAGACAUCCAAGAAGAUGUUUAUAAGGUGCCCGAAUCUAAUCAGCCAGUUAAAGCUGAGGCCAGUCUUCCAGCUGGGGUUUUAUUUCAGGUGAGAGCCACCCAUGCAUACCAAGGUGAAGACUCAGAUGAACUGUCAUUUGAGGCAGGUGACCUGGUCAAUGUUAUCCCAUUUGAGGAUCCUGAAGAUCAGGAUGAUGGUUGGCUAAUGGGAAAUCUAAAUGGUAAAAAAGGAGUAUUUCCUGAGAACUUUACGAAAAGAAUAUAGUGCUAUGUGGCAUACUCCAUAUGCAGAGCUUACGACAUAUUUAUAUACCUGUACUGUAUAGUUUAAACAUACUAUUCUCAUACCUGUUAUCAUCAUUAGAUACAUAUAUCUAUACAUGUACCUUAUAUGGAUUAGAACAUAUUUAUAUUAUCAGUUCAUUACAUAUACUUACAGUAGGACAUUCAAUAUAGCAUGAACAGUAUGUGUGUUUAUAACUGUCUUAUACAGUAAAACCUGUAAAGUGAAACACUUUUCAAAGUCCUGUUAUAUAUAUAUCUCUUUAUUGCGACCAAUUCUGAUCUGUUAUCGAUAAACGAAAUGUUAAACAAACCUCUGUUAGUUGAACCCAUCCAAAUUUGAACACUAUUUUUAGUUACCUAAGGCAUUAUAUAAGACACAGCUACUGUACAUCCAUCUCAUUCCAUCAUUCACAUCCAUUUACUGCAGACUUGACGUUUUAUACAUAUAUCUCUAUACACAUGUAUUCUUAUUAGUCAUGUAUCUCACUUCAUCCUCCUUACUCAAAAUUGUAUAAAUUCAUUUCAUAGAGUCUUAGCUGUUUCCUACAUUACAAAGUGUACAAGGCCAUUCAAAGUUAAUUAUUAUAUGUUUAACAUCCUGAUGAAGGGCCAUUAAUUUUAGGAGGGUGGGGGAAACAAAAUCACUAUUGUGACCAAAGGUCAAUUUUAGAGUUUCUGUCGUUAUUCAAGUUCAUAUAUUUGGUCACUUAAGAUUUUGUUUUCUGAAAAUUUGCCUAAAUCUUAGAAUGGUGGUGACAAAAAAUGUAUAUUCAACUUUGAAGGGCUUAAUCUGUAGUUGAAACUACAUAAAUUAUGUAUGGCCAGUUGUACAGAGUCACAGAUAAGAAACCAUAGGUUAGGUACAUACAGGCUGGUCCAAAAACCAGCCUCUUAAUUGAUUAAUUCUGAGACAUAUUAUUCUAUAUGAAUUUAUCAAUGAAAAUAUUUGAUAUUCUAAAAAGGAGCAGUCCUAUAAACUACUGAACUUUUAGAAAUUGUGGGAUUCAUUUUUCCUCCUUGGGGAGGUGGAGUUUGGGAAUGGGAUCCUUUAUGAAUAAUAGCAUGAUUGAAGAUAACUCAACAUGCAUUUGAAAUCCUUUAUACUAGAACAAAUAUGCUUUGCAGCUGAACUGAAGAUUAUGAUAUUGGGAUGUUUAUAGUAAUAACUCCAAAUCAUUUUAUAUUCUCUCUUAUUUGGAAGCCUGUUGUGCUUUGUAUACAUUGUAUUGUCUUCCAUUUUGUGGUUUCAAGAGAUGACCCAUGCUUCCAUUAUUCCUUUAAGCAAAGUGCGGUCUUAUUUUGAGGUACAUGUACUUUGUCAUGGUAAUAGCAUGCCUGGGAAUGGCAAAAGACAAUAAAUAUAGGUUUAUGAGUGCUCAGCAAAUGAGGAAUAAUGUAUGAAUGAUGAACUUUUUAUUGCAAUGUGAUAUCAUAUUGAUAGGGAUACUAGAUGUAUGCAGAUAUUUGGUAUUGCUAUAUGUUGCAUUGAUUACCUCUGAAAGUGAAUUCCUAUACGCAAUAAGCAAAAUAUAUUAUUAUAUAACAAUAUGUAUUUAUCAUAUAAAUAAUUUUAGUACUUUUUUUCAUUUGUAUUAUCUUAUCUAGAUAACAUAAGAAUAUUAGAACUCAGCAUAUGACAAGAGAGGUUAGUCCUGAAAUUCACUGGAUACAUAAGAAUGACAAUUAUUUUAAUUGAUUUUAUCCUUUUGUCAAAGUGUAUGCCAGUUGUUGAAUUGUAUGUAUAGGUGCUAGGUUGACAGAAAGAUGGCAGCACUGAUCUGACAAGAGAAGAUCGCGCUCCACCACUGUCAACCUAGUCUCUGUGAUUGUGUAAUAUAUAUGUAAUUCUAUGAUGUGUAUAUACCGUAAUACAUGUAUUAAGUAUAUUACUUAAAACAAUAUGUACAUUUAAUGUAAUAUUAAAAUUUAGAAUUGUAUAAAGAAGCAAUUAUUAUCAUGAAAACACAACCAUAGACUGGUGUUUAGAUAGGGUAGACACAUAGAGAUUUAUGUACUGGUUGGUGUAUGCCCAAAUUUAGAUGCCUGGUUCUGAAAGGGCAU